AUGGUCAAUCGUGAUAAUCUGGAAGAGAGCUCUGCGAUAGGAGUCACCGCAGUUGUCUUAAUAAUUUCCACCUUCAUAUGUCUUCAUCAUAUAUUCUCGUAUGCAAGGAAUAUGAAGUACAAAUCGGCUCAAAUCGCAUGCAUGCUUCUAUUUACGACACCUGUAAUAGUCGGAUGGUCAGCGUGGGCGUGCUUAUACGUAGGUGAAACAAUGAAAAAUUAUGAAGCUCUAAUCGCUUUAGACAAAGCCUUUUGCAUCGCAAUGUUUUUGAUACUUAUUGAGAUGCUUCUUGGAUGGACUGAGUCUAACGGCACAUAUUUUUUUACUAAAGAGGCUGAAAUUAGAGUACUAAUGGAUAUGAAGGAAGCCAAAUGGCUUUUGCCUUGUAUUAAGCCAAGUCCUUUAUCCUCGAGUAAGCAAGCAAUCUCUUAUUUAAGAAAAAUAAGAAUUGGAAUAUUCCAAGUGAUCUUUGUGAUUAUAGCCAUUACAAUUAUAAGCACUCCUUUUCUUAUUUUUGAUUAUGAUGACUUUAAAAUCGGCGAAAAUAGCACCGACUCUAUUUGGUUUUGACUAAGCUCAAUAAGAUCUUUAAGUUCAGUAGUAGCAGUGUUUUUUUUGGUAAAUUAUGCCUUUUUCGCAGCAAAAAUUCCAGAACUAAAUGAGCUGAGAAUUAAAUCAAAAUUCAACUUGAUUCAGCUUUCUAUGGUUUUCACUGAAAUUCAACCUUCAAUCAUAUCAUUUUGUGCAGAUAGAGGCUGGAUUGCGAACACUGAUAAUUACUCCCAGGUGGAAAUUAUAGGCUGAACUAAUUCUUUGUUGCUGUGCUCAGAAAUGAUUAUUAUGGGGUUUUUGCAAAUUCUUGUUUUCCCCCUAAGUGAUUAUAAAACUCCGCCAUCAUCAAGAAAGUUUAUCGCUAACUAA
Molecule: messenger RNA, 921 nt
Organism: Blepharisma stoltei
Lineage: Eukaryota; Ciliophora; Heterotrichea; Heterotrichida; Blepharismidae
Source: the annotation of a GenBank genome assembly